Messenger RNA from Harpegnathos saltator (Jerdon's jumping ant), 1175 nucleotides. It is a transcript of the gene c12.1, whose product is annotated as spliceosome-associated protein CWC15. The coding region runs from base 156 to 833 and encodes 225 amino acids. Gene Ontology annotation, biological process: mRNA cis splicing, via spliceosome. The record is from RefSeq and is a predicted model, not a curated record. Gene Ontology annotation, cellular component: catalytic step 2 spliceosome. The transcript has 3 exons. Lineage: Eukaryota; Metazoa; Arthropoda; Insecta; Hymenoptera; Formicidae. Gene Ontology annotation, molecular function: RNA binding.
UAAUGCGUGGUGUGUAUUAGAGUACCCUGUUGUGCCACACGCUCCGAAGAUUUGUGUAUCAGCAGGAACAAGUGGCGUUUAAAGUCGUACAAGACUUAAUCAGGAAGACAGAAGUUGUGUAAAAAUUGCAAUUUGAUUGAAUAGUGUGUGAAAAUAUGACAACGGUAGCAAGACCAACUUUUGAGCCUGCUAGAGGAGGACAAGGACGAGGUGAGAAAGACCUGAGUGCAAUUUCGAAGCAAUACAGCAGUAGAGACUUACCAUCGCACACAAAGCUUAAGUACAGGGAACAUGGUCAAGGAACAAUAGAAGAAUUACGCAACCGUGACUUCAGAAAGGAAUUGGAAGAAAGAGAACGAGGGGAAAAAGAAAAAGGAUCAAGUCGCCGUGCCAUUGAACCUUCCAGAGAGCAAACUGCAUCCAGUGCAAAAAGGCAGAAAUUAGAUCAAGUUCCUGCAGCUAGCUUAGAUGCAGAUGAUCCACUUGAUGAUGAUGAGUCAGAUUCUGAUAGUGACGAAGAUGAUACUGUAGCACUUUUAGCUGAACUGCAAAGAAUUAAAAAGGAACGAGCAGCAGAACAAGCUAAGAAGGAGAUGGAAAAACGUCAAGAGGAAGAAAGAAUACGCAUGGAAAAUAUUCUCUCAGGUAAUCCUUUGCUAAAUUAUUCCUCUCAAAGUGGAAGAGUAGAUAUGAAAGUACGAAGACGAUGGGAUGAUGAUGUAGUCUUCAAAAAUUGUGCACGUUCCGAGCCAAAGAAGAAACAUGAUGUAUUUAUCAACGAUUCAUUGCGAAGUGAAUUUCAUCGUAAAUUUAUGGAAAAAUAUGUGAAAUAAUUUAUCAUCUAUGCGACACUUCUGUACAUACUUUUUUAUUGAAUCUUACUGAAAGAAGACUUUCUGUCUACAUGUAUGUUAUCAAUCAUAAUUAAUGGUAUGUGAAACUGUGAUCAGAUUACUAAAAUCAGAUUCUUAAGAUCUUUAAAGAUUUGUACUACAAGCUAUGUAGUCCCUAGAAAACUACAUUUUUAACACAUGCAAUUACUUAGUAAGUAUCAAAUUAACAUAUUACUGAAAACCAUACUAAAUAUACAGAUAUAUUCUCUAAGUAGGAAUAUUAUACAUGCUAAGUCUUUAGUUAUCAUAUAUUAUGUUAUAUCACUUUGAAAUUUGCAUAAG